Phyllostomus hastatus (greater spear-nosed bat) is the source of this 6318-nucleotide messenger RNA. RefSeq names its product transmembrane protein with metallophosphoesterase domain (gene TMPPE). The record is from RefSeq and is a predicted model, not a curated record. The coding region runs from base 791 to 2134 and encodes 447 amino acids. The transcript has 2 exons. Lineage: Eukaryota; Metazoa; Chordata; Mammalia; Chiroptera; Phyllostomidae. Gene Ontology annotation, molecular function: hydrolase activity.
GUGGGCCUGGAACCCGGGGCGUACCUCGGCAGAGAGGCAGCCUACGGAGCGGGCAGGCAGUGGACUGGCCCUCCUGCCGGGGGCGGGCCGAGCGCGUCCUUCCCGGUAGCUUGUCGCUAGUGUGUUCCGCUCCGGCUGCCGGUUUCGCCUGAAUCCACAUCCCCAAAGGUGCUAGGAGGGCAAAGAGUGGUAUUGGUUUUCAUGUUUGCAAACCUCGUGUCUGCCCUAGAAGAUGACAGUGUCAUUCUCCUGCCUGCUUCUGCGCUCUGUGUCGCCACUGCGUGUGUCCCAGAGCCUCCGGAAAACUCCGCCUCACACUCAGAGAGAAUGAGAAAGGAACAGGCAGUUGUGGUGUAACAUUAUUAUGGAAACAAUUUAAACUAAAUGGACCCCCGGGCCGCACUUCGAGAACCGCUGAUUUAAAAUAAUGUGUUUGUUAUCAUAAAAGAAAUUCUGUACGCAUUGUGGAGAAACUUUAAGUGUUCAGAAAAGUGGACGGAAGACCAUGAAAACUGCCCAUCGUGUUACAACCCAGUGUUUGUGUUUUAAUAGUAAAGUGUCCCCACCAACCAGUGGCUGGGAUUCGAGGCAGGUCGGGAGGUUGUACUCGGCCUUCGGGUUUUGAAUGGGGACGAGAAAGCUCUGAUACUCCACAAAGCUGAUGCCGGUUCCUGGUUGCAGGCGGACCUGAGCCGGAACCUUCUCCUUGGCCACUGUCUUUUCCAAGGACCUCGCCUUCCAGAGCCCGCCGGCACAGACCUGCCAGGGGACCCUCUUAGGAGCAGAGAAAAUGGUGGUCUUCAGGCAGCUGUCCCUGGGUGUGAAGGCUGCCCUGGCUGCUGGCACUGUCUUCGUGUCCAUGAUAAUCUCCCGCUCCUACCUGUCCGAGAGCCUUCGGCUGGGAGCCUGGCGCUGGCUGUUCCGCCUGCAGCUUGCCCUGUUUGUCAACUCGCUCAUGCUGAUCGGCUCCCUCUACAUCUGGCGGAGCGCAGUCAGCAACCUUAGCCAUUCCCCAGCCUCGGAGUCAGCCUGCUUUCAGCUUUGGAAGGCGGCCGUUGUGACCUUCCUGGCCUUGGCCCAUUCCAGUUUCUUCACCAUGCUCUUUCUGGUGGCCGAGGAGCCCUAUCUGUUUUCCUUGGCCGCCUACUCCUGCCUCGGGGCGUACAUCAUCAUGCUGUUCUUCCUCUGUACCCUGAGCGGCAUGGAGCAGGCCUACCAGCUCUUGGCCUGGCGCAGUGGCAGGGUGGUGGGCAGCCUUGACAAGACAAGGAAGCUGACCCUCAGGCCGGCCCUGGCGGUGGCGGUGACCGCCGUGCUCAGCAUAGCCGGGCUUCUGAACGCUGCCCAGCCCCCGCUGGUAAAAACCGUGGCGGUGCCCAUCCAUCAGCUGCCCCCCUCGAUGGACAACCUCAAGGUUGUGCUCCUCUCAGACAUUCACUUGGGCCCCACCGUGGGCAGGACCAAAAUGGAGAUGUUCGUGAGGAUGGUGAACCAGCUGGAACCGGACGUCACGGUGAUCGUGGGCGACCUCUGCGAUUCAGAAGCCUCCGUCCUCCGGACAGCCGUGGCUCCUUUGGGCCAGCUUCAUUCACGCCUGGGCACCUACUUUGUCACCGGGAAUCACGAGUACUACACGUCCGACGUCAGCAACUGGUUCGCACUGCUGGAGUCCCUGAACGUCAGGCCCCUUCACAAUGAGAACGUGAAGAUUUCCGCCACAGGGGCCCAGCAGGCUGGUGGUGGGGGUGACGACUGGAUCUGCUUGGCCGGGGUGGAUGACAUCGAAGCAGACAUCCUGCACUACUCCGGCCACGGCAUGGACCUCGAGAAGGCCCUAGGGGGCUGCAGCCCGGACCACGCCACCGUCUUGCUUGCUCACCAGCCCCUGGCUGCCAAGAGAGCCCUUCAGACUCGGCCAGAUAUUAACCUGAUCCUUUCUGGGCACACGCACGCUGGGCAAAUCUUCCCCUUGAACGUGGCAGCCUAUCUCCUGAACCCCUUCUUUGCCGGUCUCUAUCAAGUGGCCCAGACCACAUUUGUGUACGUCAGCCCAGGCACGGCCUACUAUGGGAUCCCCAUGAGACUGGGUAGCAGGGCAGAGAUCACAGAGCUCAUCCUGCAGCGGGCUGUCUGAACCUGGCCCUGCCCCAUCUGCCUCUUAAUUACCCCCUGCCCUCUGUUCUCUGUUCCUCUUCAGAGCAGGUCACCUGCUUUGUGUCCUCCUGCCUCUCCUGCCCAGCCCUGCCCACACACGCUUGUCACGAGGCUGGCCUGAACAGUGAUUUCUGGUGGAGCUGCCUGGCAGGUUAACUCUGUAGACGGCCAGUUGCUUUUUACUAUGCAUUUGUGAGGCCACUAAAGUCACAUGCAUGAGGACAGGCACCUGUUUUCCAGAUGACAUGGAGUAAACCUUCCGUCUCUGCAGAGCUCGUAGGCAUAAACCGAAACAUGGGGUUGCUUGAAAUGUGCACCUCUAGAAAGCAGAGUAGGGAAGGUUCUCUGAGUGCUUUUUAAACCCUCUUUAGGACUUAGGCAGUUUCCAGGACCAUUGAUGUAGAGCUUUCUGGGCAAGGGGCCACAUUGCUAGGUAACCUGGGCGAGCAGGUGAGACGGAGGCCCUUCUGGCUGCUGAAGAAGAAUUUCUUGUCCCCCUUGGUUCUUGCCGAGUCAUCUUUAUUGAGGGCAUCAGCAAAACCUGCUGGAAUACAGAGUUCACCCUGUUCCAGACCUUGAGCGAUGCUAUUUUACUGCCAGCGCUCCUGGGCCUGUGGGGUUGGGGGUGGGGUGGAAAGAAACAGAGCUUCAUGGUGAGUGGUGGUAAUAGUGCUGCGUAGAAAUUCAGAGGGUGUUUGCCUCCUUUUAUACAAUAAUUGGGUGAGGUAAUUAAGGGCAGGCUCCUUCCCCCUGUCUAGAGAUGCAGAAACGGAGGCAACGAGCUGUAGGUAGGGCAUUAGCAACAGGACAAGGUGUGUAGGAGAUUCUGGGCUAGAAGUCAAGUCCGUUUCCCAGUGAAAGUGUUCUUUCCACUGUCGGUGGUCCAGGACCUGUGUCUGAUUCAAAGAGUUACCAGGAUGAAGAGAACAAAAAAGGGCCUAGAAUCUGAUGUUCUUUCAAAGUGGUUGUUUGCUUGAGGCUGAUUUCAGUUCACCCCUAAGUACAUGGGCCAGGGCCUGGAGGGGAGUCAGCUGGUUUCAGUGUGGGACGUCUGUUAACACUGGAGGGAGAGUUAGAAAACUGGAUGCCCCCAACCCUUCACUCUCUUCCAGCAGGGGCAGGGGGGACCAUCCUUCCUACUGGCCAGCUUUCUGCCCCCUGGCCUGACCUCAUCAGACCUGUCCUAGGACUCUGGCCACAGAAUCAGAGGUCCAUCUGUGCUGCCACUGGACCCAUAGCAAAACAGGUGGAGGUUACUAUGUCUGGAGUGACUUUACCUCUAUUGGUCCGGCCCUUAUGAGACCCUUUGGCCCUGGGGUAGCAAUAAGCAGGCAUGCAAGGAAAGGCCUGUCUGAGAAGAUGGAGGACCUGGGCUCAGUGUUGACAUUUUUGUGAUCGACAGUCACUCUGAUGAGAGGUCACCCUGCUGCUCACAGGUCAGGCAAUGAGGUCAGACGUGGCCUCACUGAGCCUCGGUUUCCCUCACCCUAAAUGGAGAUAUUAUCAUAGCUACCUCAACACUGUGUCGUGGGGAGGGCACUGGGACGUGGCACGGGAGUUGCAUGUGGCACAGUCACCGUGGAAGCACGCGGUGUGGCUGCUUUGUAAACAUCAGGCGGGGGCAUGCUAAGGAACUGGGUACAGGUGCCAGGGAACUUACGGAGCAGACAGUCCUGGGGAUGUGAGUGGGUCUCGAGCCUCCUGCUGCUGGGCCCCAGUGAUUUGCUGGGGGGGUCGCUUUCCUCUGCCUGUGUUAAGUCUCCUGUGAACUCCGCCUGGUGGGUAAUGGAAUCCCCGGGGAUCCUGAAGACCACCUUGUUACAUCCAAAGUAUUGACGGCGGGCCUUCCAGUCCAGUGUGGCUGAUUCCACCCUAUGAGACACAAAGCAGGGCCAUCUUAGGUGUCCAAGGAAUAGUCAGCAGCACCUCCCACUUGGCUUGUAUUCCGUGAAGAGGUGGGAGUUUCCCAGCAGAAACUUCUCCUUUACUGUCCAGAUGCGGCCUGGAAGGGCCGCUCUCUCCCGGGCACCCUCUGCACUUCUCUUCCUCACACACUGACCUUCUUUGUUUGUGGCUGGAGGAAGUGGUGAGAAAUAGUUACUUGGAGCUUGAACAUUCUUUCAGCUUCCAUUCUGGAUUUUUUUUUUUAAUCUGUAAAUUCAAGUGAAAUUGAAAUGCUUUUAAAAAACAACAAUGUCAAGUAUAGUAUGAUCCUAUUAUUAGGAUCCUAUUAGGAUCCUAUUAGGAUCCUAUUAUUAGGAUCAUACUAUAUGGGAGAUGUCACUUCAUUCACCCCACUGUCAUCCAUUCCAAACAUCCGUCUGUCUUUUUUCCCCUUUAUUUUGUUUGUUUUGUUGUAGAUUUUUUAUUGAGGAAAUGUAAAAAGUAUUCACGAUGUAGAAAGAAUGGCACCGCUCUCUCAGCACCCAGCAUCAACGAUCAUAGAUAUUCUGAUAUUCUCUGUCACUCAUCCCCACCACACGCUCUUUCUCUUUUGGCUGGACUUUAAUAUUAAGGCAAAUCUUAGAAAAUACAAUGUUACCCCAAAAUACUUCAAGAUGAAUCUCUUCUAGAAAAGCAUACACCUAAUGCCGUUAUACCCAAUGGAAUUAAUAGUAAUUCUUUAACAUCACCUAAUACCUAGUUAGGAGGUGUCGGGGCUGGAAGCCAGGUCUUCUACCUCUCAAUAAAAGUGGUUUUUCCACUGCCUGAGGCUUAAGCCACUGUAUCGGUUACAGGUGACUACCAGGAUUCAAAUGCAGUCUACUGUCGAAAGAGUUAGUAUGCAGUUUUUCCUGAGUAACUCAGUAGGUUUUGUUUUUUUUCUUUGUACUGUGGUAAAAAGCACAAAGCAUAAAAUUUACCACCUUAAUGAUUUCUAAGUGUACCGUUCAGUAGUGUUCAGUGUAUUCACACUGUUGUGGAACAGAUCUCCAGAGCUUUUUCAUCUUGCAGAUGGGAAACUCUGUACCCAUUAAACAAUAACAAACAGUAACUCCUCUUUUCCCCUCCUCUCAGCACCUAGUAACCACCAUUUUGCAGUCUGUUUCUAUGACUUUGACUACUCUGGGUUCCUUAUAUAAGUGGAAUCGCACAUCGUUAUUUUUGCAAUGGCGUCUUUCCCUCAGCAGAAUGUGCUCCGUGUUCAUCCAUGCUGUAGCGUGGGACAAGAGCUCCUUUCUAAGGCUGAGUAAUAGUUCAUUGCAUGUAUAUAUCACAUUUGGUUUAUUCAUUUGGCCAUCAGUGGACAUUUGGGUUGCUUCCACACUUUUUGUUGGUUUGUUUGUUUGCUUCUUGUGACUAGUGCUGCUAUGAACAUGGAAAUGCAAAUAUCUCUUCAAGACCCUACUUUCUGUUCUUUUGGAUUUAUACCCAGCAGUGAGAUUUUUGAGGAACCUCCAUACUGUUCUCCAUAGCAGUUGGACCAUUUGACAUCCCACCGACAGUGCACAAGGUUCUCAUUCCUCUGUGUUUUCACCAGAACUUGUUACUGUUUGUUUUUUUGUUAGUAGUGUGAGAUGAUAACUUACUGUGGUUUUGAUCGGCAUUCCUCUGAUGGUUAGUGACGUUGAGCAUCUUUUCAUAUGCUUGUUGAUCGUUUGUUUAUCGUCUUUGGAGAAGUGUCUGUUGAAAUAUUUCCCCCAUUUCUAAAUCAGGUUAUUUAACUCUUUGUUGUUGUUGAGUUAUAAGAGUUCUUUUUAUAUUCUGUAUUAUUAACCCCUUAUGAGAUAUAUGAUUUGCAAAUUUUAUUCUAUUGCCCUUAAUGAGCAAAAGUUUUUAAGGAUGUCCCACUUGGUUAUUUUUUUUGCUUUUGGUGCCUGUACUUUUGGUAUCAUAUACAAAAAAUCAUUGCCAAGUUCAAUAUCAUGAAACUUACAAUCCAUUUCAAGUUAAUUUUUAUAUAUAAUGUAAGGUAAGGGUCCAACUUCAUUCUUCUGCAUGAGAAUAUCUAGUUUUCCCAACAUCAUUUGUUGACAAGACUAUUCUUUUGCCAUUGAAUAGUCUUGGCACCCUUGUCAAAGACCAUUUGAGCAUAUAUGUGAAGGUCUAUUUAUGGCCUUUUAAAAAAUAUAUUUAUUUUUAGAGGCAUGUGCCCUGACUGGGAAUUGAACUUGCUACCCUUUGGUUGGCAGGCUGGUACUCAGUCCACUGAGCCACACAAGU